Rubroshorea leprosula is the source of this 1073-nucleotide messenger RNA. NCBI's taxonomy places the organism in Eukaryota, Viridiplantae, Streptophyta, Magnoliopsida, Malvales, Dipterocarpaceae. The record is from the annotation of a GenBank genome assembly.
AACCAAAGAAAUAAUGCUCAGUUUUACCAUCAGUAUGGCAGCGGAGUCGAGCAUACGAGAUCUAACGGCAGCGUUAGGGAGCGGCUUAUCCCUGACAGUAGAGGAGGAAACGGGGCUUGUUUUGGAUGAUGGAGGAAGCAUAGAUACCACGAGACAGGGCUCGCAGUACUGUCUGGUGUCUGAUCAUGUUGAAUGGGAUUGUGAACUUGGCCUCGAGAUGGAGCAGCUGAGUGUGAAAGAACGUCCUUACAAUGAGAAGCUACGGGCAGUGCCUAGACAUUUACAAAGAGCGAAGGAAGCUAGCAGGGGGCGGUGGCUUAGAGAUGCCUCCGGCAAUAGAGGUGAUUGGGGAGUUGAUAGGGGAUUGACAAAUGACCACCCGAGGCAAGACAAUCAAAAUGUGAUCUGUAUUGAGCAAGCUACUGAUUCUGUUGGGAGGAUUUCACACCAUGGAUUGGGGACUGCAAAUAUGCACAAUUGCGUGGAUUUGGGUUUAACCGAUUGCUUAGAACGAGACAACAAAAGGAAGGUUUUUGAUUUGAAUGUGGAAGUUCCCAAUACUCUUAAUUUUGAGCAUGAAAAGGAUUCAAAAAAGGGGGGUAAUGGUGUCUUACCAAAUGAUUCCAGCCUAGCAGGCCCAAUACUGCAGGCCCAGCCAAUUCAAGCAAGAACAAAGGAAUUAGGGGCUGUUCUUACCGAAAAAAAUGCCCAGAAAUCACCCACAAUCAAGAGCAGCCGGCGGAAGGACAAAGCAGAGCAGGGCAGAUCCGGCUUUUCCAGCAGGGGGGGGAAAUUUCUGGGUUCUAGGUGUGUUCUAGAGCAAGGAAAGAAGGAGAAAUCCAAGCUUAUCUCACCGGUUUCUCAAAGGCAUGGCUGGGUUCUCUUUGUUCUUUUCCUCUCGGGUUGCAGCGGGAAGACAAGAGCAGAAACGGGCUGGAGAAGAAAGAGGAAAAGGGAGAAAAGAAAUAAGCCAUCCUUAUCCAAAAUUCUACUCUUUUAAGCCCCUCAGCUUUCAGAAUAUUCACAUUAGGCCCCAAAACAAUCUUUUCUCACAAUCAAGUCCUUAACUUACA